UCUUCUUCUUCUUCUUCUUCUCUAUGAAUUCCAUUGCCUCUGUCAACCCUUUGCUUCGAGGUAAUUCAACCUUCACCAAUCCAUCUCCUUAAAAAUCCAAUCUUUAUUUGAUGCCCAUCACCCAAACCCCUCCACCUUCAUAUCUCACCACCAAGCCCUUUGCUUUUCGAAGCCCUAGUAUCUCCCCUCAAAACCCAUCAAUGAUGUCAGCCACUCUCUUGAGAAGCCUCACCUCAAGAACCCAGAACCUCCCCCUUAAACCCCUUCUUGGGUUUUAUCAAAGAUCGAAUUUUGAUCAAAAAUUGAAGCCCAUUUUGGUCAGUUCCUGCUCCGCUUUGGUGGGUUCUUGCAGAAAUGAUCAUAUCCACAAGCCAUGUUUUGGUUCGUUGAACCGAGUUGAUUUUGGGGUCAGUGAGUUUUGCCCCAAAGGGUAUGCUAGUGUAGCUGAGGCGGUUUCGGUUUCGUCCUCCACUGAUGCAUCAUCUACUGAUGUUGAGGAGGAGGUUUAUGUUGUUGAUGAGCUUCAGGUGAUAUUGAAGGAGAUGAAGAAGGAGGAUAGGAGGCAGGCACAGCAUACUAGGCGGUGCUGGAAAGCUAGGGAGAGAGGAAUGGAGGAAGGCAAGUACUUGAUGCUUAAGAGGAGGCAGAUAAAGAUUGAGACUGAAGCGUGGGAGGCGGCGGCCAAGGAGUACAGGGAGCUUUUGAUGGAUAUGUGUGAGCAGAAGCUGGCACCCAAUUUGCCUUAUAUGAAGUCUUUGUUCCUUGGUUGGUUUGAGCCAUUUUGUAAUGCCAUUACAAAGGAGCAGGACUUGUGCCUCGAAGGGAAGAAUCACACGGCUUAUGGUCCAUAUAUGGUUAAGUUACCGGCGGAUAUGAUGUCGGUUAUUACAAUGCAUAAGUUGAUGGGGUUGCUUAUGACCGGCGAGCAUGGUAGUUGCAGGCUUGUAGCUGCUGCUUGCGCCAUUGGUGAAGCCAUAGAGCAAGAGGUUAGAAUACACAACUUUUUGGAGAAGACGAAAAAGAAAAAGGUUGGUAAAGAUCAGGAAUCUGGAGAAUCCGGAGAGUCUGAUGCUGUAAUCAUGGAAAAUGAGAAGCUAAAUAAAAAGGUCACGAAUUUGAUGAAAAAACAAAAAUUGCUAGCAGUGAGGCACAUAGUCAGUGGACAUGAUGAUUCGAAACCCUGGAGCCAGGAAAUAAGGGCCAAGGUUGGCAGUCGUUUGAUUGAAUUGCUGACCCAAACAGCUUUUAUACAACCUCCUGCUGAUCAGUUAGGGGAUGGUUCAUUUGAUAUACAACCUGCAUUUGUACACACGUUUAGGACUAUGGGCAACGAUGCAAAGAAAGCUACUAGCAAAAGAUAUGGUAUUAUUGAAUGUGAUCCUCUUGUUCUCAAAGGCCUUGAGAGAAGUGCAAGGCACAUUGUGAUUCCUUAUAUGCCCAUGUUGGUACCCCCGCUCGAUUGGACAGGUUAUGACAAAGGAGGGCACUUCUUCUUACCGUCAUACAUCAUGCGCAUUCAUGGAGCUAAACAGCAGCGUAUAGCACUUAAAAGGACCCCCAGGGAACAACUGGAACCAGUUUUUAAGGCCCUGGACACGCUUGGGGAUACCGCAUGGAGGAUUAAUAAGAAGGUACUUCAUGUUGUAGAUAGAAUAUGGACAUCUGGAGGUCGUCUUGCUGAUUUGGUGGACCGAAGUGAUGUUCCUUUACCAGUGAAACCAGAUACUGAAGAUGAAACAUUGCUUAAGAAGUGGAAGUGGAGACUGAACUCUGUGAGGAAAGAGAACAAGGAGAGACAUUCACAGCGUUGUGACAUAGAACUUAAACUAACUGUAGCACGGAAAAUGCAGGAUGAAGAAAGAUUUUACUUUCCACACAAUCUUGACUUUCGGGGCCGUGCCUAUCCUUUGCACCCAUACUUAAACCAUCUCGGUUCAGAUCUUUGUCGGGGUAUUUUAGAAUUUGCACAGGGACGCCCUCUUGGAAAGUCAGGCUUACGUUGGCUGAAGAUACAGAUAGCAAAUCUAUAUGCUGGUGGUGUGGACAAAUUAUCCCUUGAGGGUCGACUAUCAUUUACUGAGAAUCAUUUGGAUGAUAUAUAUGAUUCAGUGGACAGACCACUAGAAGGAAAGCGAUGGUGGUUGAAGGCAGAAGAUCCAUUUCAGUGCCUGGCUGUGUGCAUUGACCUCACUGAAGCUUUACGAAGCUCUUCUCCAGAGACAUUUAUCUCACAUAUUCCUGUACAUCAGGAUGGCUCUUGCAAUGGCUUACAACAUUAUGCCGCCCUUGGAAGGGACAAGUUGGGAGCAGCCGCUGUCAAUCUGGUUGCAGGAGAGAAACCUGCAGAUGUUUACUCAGGAAUAGCUGCUAGGGUUUUGGAUAUCAUGAAGACUGAUGCACAGAAGGAUCCUGAAGUUUAUCCUGAUGCAUUGCAAGCAAGGAUUUUAGUUAAUCAGGUGGAUAGGAAGUUGGUAAAGCAGACAGUAAUGACAUCAGUUUAUGGUGUCACUUAUAUUGGUGCUCGGGAUCAAAUUAAAAGGAGGUUGAAGGAACGUGGUGCCAUUUUAGAUGAUGAUCAAGUCUUUGGUUGUGCUUGUUAUGCUGCAAAGGUCACCUUAACUGCUUUGGGGGAGAUGUUUGAAGCUGCUCGAAGUAUCAUGAGCUGGCUUGGAGAUUGCGCAAAAAUAAUUGCAUCUGAAAAUGAGACAGUACAAUGGACAACUCCACUUGGACUUCCAGUUGUGCAACCUUACCGAAAAAAAGGAAGGCAUCUUGUUAAAACUUCCCUUCAAUAUUUGACAUUACAACGAGAAACAGAUGAGAUCAUGGUUAGGAGGCAGAGGACAGCAUUCCCACCAAAUUUUGUUCAUUCCCUCGAUGGUUCUCAUAUGAUGAUGACUGCGGUUGCCUGUAAAAAGGCAGGCUUAAACUUUGCAGGAGUUCAUGACUCGUAUUGGACACACGCUUGUGAUGUGGAUGUAAUGAACAUGAUACUUAGGGAAAAGUUUGUCGAGCUAUAUGAGACUCCAAUACUGGAGAGAUUGUUGGAGAGCUUCGAGCGGUCCUUUCCCACAUUAACAUUUCCGCCCUUACCCGAGCGGGGUGACUUUGAUAUAAGGGACGUUUUAGAGUCACCUUAUUUCUUUAACUAAUAGGCGCAGAGUUAUCUUCAAUUUAGUUAACCUGAUCCUUGAUUAGCAUUCUACUUCUGGUGUUCACUCGACAUAUGUGAAAAAGUUCAAAAGAAAUUAAGCAUGUCGAAUGAGAAGUUUGGCAUUGACUCCCUGCAUGAUGCACAUAGUUUGCUUGAAGAAUCGAGGGAGUCCAGAUUCAGUAUCACACCAGCGCCACUUCAUUCUUCAUGUACAGCCGCAUUUGAAUGGUUCCUGGAUCCAUGCAUAUGUUCAGUAGAAGUGAGCAAAGCUUGAUACAUCAGACAAGCAACUGUGAGGAAUCUGCGAAACAAAGAUUCUACCCACACGUUUAUACUUCUCAACGAUUUAGAUUCUUGUGAAGUAUCGAAAGCCUUGCGGCAGAUUGAAGAAUAUACAGUGGACUGCUGGAUUCAGGAGGUUGAUUAACCUGAGCGGGCUUGCAGCUUCCCACUGCAACCAUACCGCCCUAAUGUUUAUAAUGUAUCUUCUUCCCCUGUAAACUCCAGUGACAACAGAUUCUUAUCCGGUCC
Argentina anserina (silverweed cinquefoil) is the source of this 3685-nucleotide messenger RNA. Its product is annotated as DNA-directed RNA polymerase 2, chloroplastic/mitochondrial. Gene Ontology annotation, biological process: mitochondrial transcription. The record is from RefSeq and is a predicted model, not a curated record. Lineage: Eukaryota; Viridiplantae; Streptophyta; Magnoliopsida; Rosales; Rosaceae. Bases 111 to 3152 code for a protein of 1013 amino acids. Gene Ontology annotation, cellular component: mitochondrial DNA-directed RNA polymerase complex. The transcript has 19 exons. Gene Ontology annotation, molecular function: DNA binding; DNA-directed RNA polymerase activity.